AGCCGGUGCGUUGGCCACACACCGCCAUGGGGAGAGGAAAGGCACCCAUCUGGAAAUGGCUGCUGUGAAGAUGCGACUGCUGGGUGUUUGUUAUGGAUCCCCUCAGCCACCGGUGGCCGACAAGUUAUUGAUUAAACAGAAAUUGGACACCGAAAUCAAUUAUUGCGUUGUGUUCCUGUGUGGUUUGAUCCAACACCUUGUAAUGGCUUAGGACAGUGGAAGAAGAGCUGAAGAGAAGAGGACAAAGAAGAAAAUGAGUCAAUUUCCCAGGCUCACCGACAGAGGGAGACAAACACAAGGCUGUCUGGAUGGAGAGUUGGUGUAACACUGUCUUAAGCCUGAGGGGGGCAGAAUGCCGGAGCAGAGCAACGACUAUCGUGUGGUGGUGUUCGGGGCAGGGGGAGUGGGGAAGAGCUCCCUGGUCCUGCGCUUCGUGAAGGGCACCUUUAGGGACACCUACAUCCCCACAGUGGAGGACACCUACCGCCAGGUGAUCAGCUGCGAUAAGAGUGUGUGCACCCUCCAGAUCACCGACACCACAGGGAGCCACCAGUUCCCGGCCAUGCAGCGCCUGUCCAUCUCUAAAGGCCAUGCCUUCAUCCUGGUCUACUCCAUCACAAGCAAACAGUCCCUGGAGGAGCUCAAACCCAUUUACCAACAGGUCUUGGCCAUCAAGGGCAACGUUGAGGCCAUCCCCAUCAUGCUUGUGGGCAACAAGAGCGACGAGACCCAGCGAGAGGUGGACACCAAGGACGGGGAAGCCCAGGCCAACCAGUGGAAGUGCGCCUUCAUGGAGACGUCGGCCAAGACCAACCACAACGUAACCGAGCUUUUUCAGGAGCUCCUCAACCUGGACAAGAAGAGGAACAUGAGCCUCAACAUCGACGGCAAGCGCUCAGGGAAGCAGUCCCGCGCCGAGAGACUGAAGGGCAAAUGCAGCGUCAUGUAACUCCAGGUGAGGAGGAGA
Messenger RNA from Perca flavescens (yellow perch), 967 nucleotides. It is a transcript of the gene diras1b, whose product is annotated as DIRAS family, GTP-binding RAS-like 1b. Gene Ontology annotation, biological process: signal transduction. Gene Ontology annotation, cellular component: membrane. The transcript is spliced from 4 exons. Lineage: Eukaryota; Metazoa; Chordata; Actinopteri; Perciformes; Percidae. The coding region runs from base 353 to 949 and encodes 198 amino acids. Gene Ontology annotation, molecular function: GTP binding; GTPase activity. The record is from RefSeq and is a predicted model, not a curated record.